Aspergillus wentii DTO 134E9 is the source of this 1536-nucleotide messenger RNA. RefSeq lists its product as uncharacterized. Lineage: Eukaryota; Fungi; Ascomycota; Eurotiomycetes; Eurotiales; Aspergillaceae. Gene Ontology annotation, biological process: transmembrane transport; carbohydrate transport. Bases 1 to 1527 code for a protein of 508 amino acids. Gene Ontology annotation, molecular function: carbohydrate:proton symporter activity. The record is from RefSeq and is a predicted model, not a curated record. Gene Ontology annotation, cellular component: membrane. The transcript has 3 exons.
AUGCCCUUUCCAUACAAAGACAGCCGGUUCUACCAGAGCUUCACUCCUCAACUGUUAGGCUCUGUAAGCUUGAUCGCACUAUCCACGUUCAAUUAUGGGUUCGAUAACCAGGGCAUCGCUACCAGCCAGGCAAUGGCAGCAUACAAACGACAGUUUGGUGUUUAUAAUGCAAAGACGCACACAUGGGCAAUUCCAACGUACUGGACGUCUUUGCUGAAUAGCCUCAAUUUUAUCGGUUUUGCUGUAGGGCUAUAUCUGGGAAGUCUCAUCAGCGCACGGUACGGCCGCAGAAUGGCAAUGUUCUGCAUGUCACUGUGGGCGUUGAUGUCUGCCACGGUUCUCAUCACGUCCUCGACAAUCGAGCAAGUCCUCGCGGGCAGAAUCUUAAACUAUGCAUACAUCGGCAUGGAACUCGCAACUUGUCCGGUUUUCCAAGCGGAAAUCGUCCCUGCCCCGAUCAGAGGAUUAGCGGUAGGGACAUACCAGACCAGUCUCUUGUUAGGCGGCAUCAUCAUCAACAGUGUCUGUCGCGGAACAAGUAAUCUCGAUAGCAAUGCUGCGUGGAGAAUCCCCCAAGGCCUGUUCUAUAUCGUUCCCACAAUCAUAGCGUGUAGCAUCUGGUUCAUUCCCGAAUCGCCCAGAUGGCUGUUGCUUAACGAUCGUGCUGAAGAAGCGUUGGACUCACUUCAACGACUCCGAUCUUCUCAGCCCGGCUACGAUCCCCAGCAGGAACUCGCCCUUCUCCGACUAUCCCUGCACGAAGAGAAAGACCAAGGAACGUACCUGGAUCUAUUCAAAGGAAGCAACCGAAAACGGACCUUCAUCGCCAUCGGCAUGAACUUCUUCAUCCAGGCAACCGGCUCCCCAUUUACCGCCGCAUACGGAACGCUCUUCGUGCAAUCGCUCAACUCGCUAAAUCCAUUCGAUUUCUCCAUCAUGAGUUCCUGCAUCAACACCCUCUCGUGCCUGGUUGCCAUCUGCAUCACUGAUCGCAUCGGACGACGACCCCUCUUGAUGAUCGGCUCUUGUCUCCAGAUCGUCUGGCUAUUUACAAUGGCCGCAUUGGGAACAGUCAGUUCUCCAUCUGCGGCACAGAAGCAAACGAUCGUUGCCGUCACGGCCUUGUCCUCUGCAAGCUUGUGUAUGAGCUGGGAUCCGCUCAACUAUAUCAUCACGACGGAGCUUCCGGCCCCGAAACUGCGUGAUAAGACGCAGCGGGUGGCCUCGUUCGUCAAUAUUCUUACAAACUUCGUCUUCUCAUUCAGCGUUCCCUACCUUCUCAACGCCCCAUAUGCGAAUCUCCAUGCAAAAGUUGGAUUCAUCUUCGGGAGUCUUGCAUGCUGUUCUCUUGUCUUUGCUUACUUCUGCGUUCCGGAAAUGCGGGGCAAAUCUCUCGAAGAGGUUGAUCGGAUGUUUCAGGAUGGGGUGCCGGUCCGCAAUUUUAACAGGGAGAAUAGCGCUUUGAAAGAUAUGGCUGAUGAGAGCCUGGAUGCAGAUGUCGAAGUGGUGGGCACUGCGAAGAUUUGAUCAGGCUGU